Penaeus chinensis is the source of this 2083-nucleotide messenger RNA. RefSeq names its product putative helicase MOV-10. Bases 1 to 1326 code for a protein of 441 amino acids. The record is from RefSeq and is a predicted model, not a curated record. NCBI's taxonomy places the organism in Eukaryota, Metazoa, Arthropoda, Malacostraca, Decapoda, Penaeidae. The transcript has 7 exons.
AUGCCAGGCGAGUGGGGGGAGUGCCCGCGAGUGCGAGUGCCACGCAGUGCGAGUCGAGUGCCAGGCGAGUGCGAGUCGGUCCCAGGCGAGUGCGGGGGGCGGUGCCAGGGGAAAUUUCGAUGCCCGGCGAGUGCGAGUCCCAGGCAGUGGGGGGAGUGCCAGGCGAUGCGAGUGCAGCCGGGCCGAGUGCGAGUGGAGUGCCACGCGAGUGCGAUGCGGUGCCAGCGCGAGUGCGACUGCGAGUGCCACGCGGUGCGAGUGCGAGGCCAGGGCGAGUGCGAGUGCGAGUGCCAGGGCGAGUGGGGGCCCCGCGCGAGUCGAGUGCCAGCGCGACGCGAGUGCGAGUGCGAGUGCCAGCGCGAGUGCGACUGCGAGUGCCAGCGCGAGUGCGAGUGCGAGUGCCAGGGCGAGUGCGAGUGCGAGUGCCAGCGCGAGUGCGAGUGCCAGCGCGAGUGCGAGUACGAGUGCCAGCGCGAGUGCGAGUGCCAGGGCGAGUGCGAGUGCCAGGGCGAGUGCGAGUGCCAGCGCGAGUGCGAGUGCCAGAGCGAGUGCAAGUGCCAGCGCGAGUGCCAGCGCGAGUGCGAGUAUUAUAACAUUAUUGCCCCCCUCCCGCCCCAGGCCCAGAGGAUGGACGACCUCUCGUGGGUGUACGAACCCCACCUGGUGACGCAGCUGCACAGGAACUACCGCUCGCACCCGGACAUCCUGGCCGUGCCCUCGGGGCUCUUCUACCGCGGCAGCCUCGUCGCCCACGCAGACCGGGAGAAGCAAGAGGGCGCGCUCGGGUGGCCGGAGCUGCCGAACCCGUCGUGCCCGCUGCUCUUCCAUGGCCUGGUGAGCGACAACUGCCAGGAGGGGGACUCGCCGUCGUGGUUCAACCCCGCCGAGGCCUUCCAGGCUGUGAGGUAUGCUAAGAGCCUCAUCGAGUUCGGUCUCAAGGCUCAAGAUAUCGGGAUAAUCACGCCCUACAGGAAACAGGUGGAGAAGAUCCGCGUGCUGCUGGUGACGUUCGGGCUGGCGGGGGGGAUCAAGGUGGGGUCCGUGGAGGAGUUCCAGGGGCAGGAGAGGAAGGCCGUCAUCGUGUCCACGGUCAGGUCAUCGUCGGAGCUGGUGGAGGUGGACUUGACGCACAGCCUGGGCUUCGUGAAGUGCCGCCGCCGCUUCAACGUGGCCGUGACGCGAGCGCAGUCCGUCCUGGUGCUGGUGGGGAACCCGUGGCUGCUGCGGCGGGACGAGUGCUGGCGGGAGCUGAUCGCCUUCUGCGUGGCCAGGGGCGCCUACCGCGGCCCGGACCUCGACGCCGCCGCGGACGGGCAGGCGCGGUAGCCCGGGGGCCCCUAGGAAGGGGGGGGGGGGGCACGCUCUCUGUGUCGCGUUCGUUUUGAGGGCGUGUGCUUUUUUAUUUCGUCUUUUCAAUUUUAUUUGAUUUAUCACUUCAUGGGUUAGUAUUGUCUCAACAAUAAUGAAAUUGAAAGCAGUAUUCUGGCGUAACUGACGGUUUAAUCUUCCGUUGCAAGAAUGGGUUGUCUGUAGUCCCACCAGAUUCUCUUAUUGUCAGACGAAGACAAGUGAUAAAUAUAAGUAUAUUAGUCUUAAAAAUGCUAUGUUAUUGUUUUUUGUGAAUUGAAUGUUUUCGAUACAGAUUAAGUUGAAUCGGCGAAGUUUCUUUUGUGAACAUAGAGCAUUAUGUUUUCAACUCACCCGAAAAAAGUAUCUUGUGGUUUGGUUAUUCGUAAUAAAGAGGUUGCAUGGGACGCGUCUUUUGGGUCGGCAUACAACUAAAAUCAUAUACAGUUAAUUCAUCUCGGAUCUCUGCAAAAUAUGAAAAAUGAAGUGUCUUUUUAUUAUUAAAUUGAUCAUAUAUAUAUUUUUUUCCUCAAUCAUUGGCCUCCAUGUAGUGUGCAGUGGGAUUUCUCCUCGUUAAAGCACGUGUUAAAUUCACGUGAUCGAGAGGGAGAAGAUCGGCCUUGAAGAUUAAGCGGUGGAAAGUUGUAUUUCUUAUUUUUCCCGCCACUGUAUUUUCAUGAAGAGUUUUGUAAUGCGUUAUCUGUGAUUUUCAUAUCGGAAUAAAAGACGAUGGUUA